Esox lucius (northern pike) is the source of this 1235-nucleotide messenger RNA. RefSeq names its product methyltransferase-like 26 B. The record is from RefSeq and is a predicted model, not a curated record. The coding region runs from base 206 to 823 and encodes 205 amino acids. The transcript is spliced from 6 exons. Lineage: Eukaryota; Metazoa; Chordata; Actinopteri; Esociformes; Esocidae.
CCCAUAGGCUAUAGGGCUGUAGACUACCCAUCAUCCUCCUCCUGGUCCCAGCCAUCAACCAUGCCAUUUCAUUAGCCUCCAGAGCAGCUCAAGAAACAAUCAUAUUUAGACAGCUGCGUGGAUGAUUUUAAACAGUUUGCCUUUACUCUCACUUUCGGGUUGAUUCGUUUAAUUAUAUCCUACACUCUCUCUCUUUGUGAAGACCAUGCUGAUCUCGCCUCUGGCUGACAGAAACCAGAAGGAGCUGUGUUCGGUGUUGAGCGAUGUGUUGGAGGAGCAGUCUCACAGGGAACUCUUUGCCUUAGAGCUGGGCUCCGGCACCGGACAACAUGUGGUCAACUUCGCCCUGGCCUUGCCCUUCGUCACCUGGCAACCGUCAGACAUAAAAGAGGAAUCUCAGGAAAGUAUCAGAUCGUACAUUGCAGCAACCAGAGUGAAGACUGUCCUCCAACCUGUGCACCUGGAUGCCAGCCAACCCUGGGAGAAGUGGGCGGGUCUUCCAUGCAGCUCUUGUGAUGUCAUCGUUGCGAUCAACCUGCUUCAGUACAGCUCUUUCAAAACAGUGGAGGGUGUAUUGAAAGGAUCAGGGCGACUGCUCAGACAAAACGCCGUCUUGAUCACACACGGGCCCUACGCAAUCAACGGCACCAUCAGCCCCAGCUGCAUGGAGGACCUGGACAAGGAGCUACGAGAGAUGAACCCUGAGUGGGGUCUACCAGACAUAGAUACUUUGAGACAAUUGGCAUUUGGGAAUGGGCUACGAAUGGAAAGGAUGAUUGAAAUGGAGCAGUACAAUAAAUGCCUGGUCUUCAGGAAACUUUGAGGAUUUCUUGUGCAACUCAUAUAUUACUAAUUCAUUUAUGAAGCAUGGAAUAAUCUGUGUGUAAAUAAAAUAUCAAACUCAUUGAAUACACAUCCCCAUCUAUCUUAGUCUGGUCCCAGAUCUGUUUGUAGUCUUGCCGACUCCAUUUGUCACAGUCCAACCAAACAUCCUGGAAUGAGUUGGCAUGAUUGAACACAUUGGCACUCUGGCUACUUUAUUCUUAGCUUCCAAAUAAUAAAAUGAUGGAAAAACACAAAGCAGAUGGACAAUAGAAGAACAAGAUAUUUAUUAAAUAUAAUCUUAAAAUUACUUUGAAGUCAGACAGAAGAUCAAUAAUGACAGAGUACAGAAGAAGUACACAGAUGGCAUUAACGUGGUUACAGAAGAACUUGUCGACCCUGGGGGGGGUGGU